UCCAACGUCACCAAAGCGACGAGAAAACUGGGCGCCAUUUUGAAAAAAUAAAAAAGUGAAAACAUUCCACAUUAAUCUUUUGUAUUAUUAUUAUUAUUUUGUAAGAUUUGUAUUCAAGGGAGAAGACACGGACAUGGAGCCAACGGUGAGCUGGUCUCCCGAACAGACCGAGGCGCUCCUAUCCCUGUGGUCGGAGGAGAAAAUUCAACAUCCAGCUGUUCUGGCGAAUAUUCCUAAUUCCUUCACUGCAAGUGUCCAAGGACCUAAUAAAAAGGAAAGCACACACGAUACUGUUUUCUAUUCCAUUAAAGUGGAGGACUCUAAUACUCCGUGUACCAGCAACGGAGCGGCUGAGGCUUCAUUUCAGACUUCAGCCUUGUGGUCAGCCACCACUGUGGAAAGAAGAAGAGAUAAGCCCACAUGUAGCUGGUCAAAGAAAGAGGUCCUAACGUUGCUGACACAUUGGGCCAAUCCAGCCGUUCAGCAGGAGCUCAGUCGCAAUGUGAGAAACAAUGCCGUCUACAGCAGCCUCAGCGCCAAACUGGCGUCGCUCGGGUACAACAAAACGGCACAGAAGUGCAAGGAGAAACUGAAGAAGCUGAAACAGGAUUACAGGAGAAUCAAGAACAGCAAUCAUUUGGAUGGUGGGAAGAAUAUAUGGUUUGACAUUAUUGAUCAGGUCCUCGGUGCUCCACCUGCUGCAGUACCGAAACAGCCAGAAACACGGAAGCUGUCCUCCGCAGAGCCUGGUCUGCCAGUAGUGUUUGAAGAGAAUUGUAAAGGUUUCUCUCCUUCAGCAAACGAUUUCGAAACCUUCUCUGAGACCGGCCCGACUUCUGCCUCCACCGACAUAAAGAAAGAAGCGGAUUUCUUCGUGGUCAGAAUUGAUGAUGAUGACACGCCAUCAACAAGCACUGCAGGUUCCUCCUCUGCUCAGCAGACCUCUGACAUGUUUGCAACCAGCCAUGUGGAAAAAAGGAAAUAUGUCCACACAUGUAGCUGGUCUAAGAAGGAGGUCCAAGCGUUGUUGGCAUACUGGGCCAAUCCGGCCGUUCAGGAGGAGCUCCGUCGCAAUGUGAGAAACAACGCCGUCUACAACAGCCUCAGCGCCAAACUGGUGUCACUGGGAUUUAACAAGUCCGCACAGAAAUGCAAGGAGAAAAUCAAAAAACUGAAGCAGGACUACAGGAGGGUCAAGAACAGUCAACAUGUUGGUUGGGCAAGGACUGCGUGGUUUGGAAUUCUGGAUGAAGUCCUUGGUUCUCAGGGUGCGACCUCGAAACUUUCAGAAACUUCAAAGUCUUCAUCGGCAGAGCCAAAUGAAGUUGAUAUGGAGGCUGAUGAUGCAUGGAAGUGGUCUCCUGAUGAAGUCCAAGUGCUCGUAACUCUCUGGGCGCAGCCGAACAUUCAGAGGCAGCUGCUCGCCUCGGAAGAAAAUGACGAAGUCUUCACGUACCUCAGCGAUGAACUGGCUCAGGUUGGCUUUAGCAAGUCGCCCCAGCAGUGCAGUCUGAAAGUGGAUAAACUUAAGAAGGAGUACACAAAACUCAAACAAGGGGGGGCAAAUGUGAAUGAUAAAAGUGACUGGUUUGCCAUCAUGGAUAGUGUUCUCUUCCCUGAAGGAGAAGCUUCCAAAGAGCGUAAUUUAUCUGCAGUGCUGACAGCCUCUAAACCCCCUGAAGAUUUUUCACACGCUGUUUGGACAACAGAGGAAGUUGAUGCACUGCUCACGAAAUGGGCAGAGGAGCAUGUCCAGGAGCAGCUGAAAUCCACUCAGGGCGACGAGAGGGUGUACGCUCAGCUGAGCUCAGAGCUCGCCACUCAGGGAUUCGAUAAGACCACCAGUCAGUGCAGGACAAAACUGCGACUGCUAAAACAAGAGUAUGAAAGGAUUAAGGAGCAGAAAGACUCCAAAGCACAAAAGAGUAAAUGGUUUGCCAUCAUGGAGAAGGUUUUUAGUUGCCACAAGCCAGAAAUCAAGUCAAAUCUGGUACCUCUGGAAACUUCACACCAUGAAAAACCUGAAAAACUGGAGGGUUGUGGCUUGUCCGUCGCCUCUCUGUGCCUCCUGGUUCCCACCCUACGCCUGAUGUGUGCCUUUGCCUGGAAGGUGAUCCAGAGUGGUAAUGUUGCACAUUACCGAAAAGUGGAGGAGCUGGCGAUGCUGGUGACGGAGCUGGCUCCGGGUCUGCUUACGGCCAGAGAAAGAGUGCAGCUCCUGCUCAGACUGAGGGCGAGGUUUGUGCUGGAGUUGUGUCAAAGUAAGAACACAGCUAACCUGCUGAACAUCCAACCCCACCUGAGGGUUAUUCAGGAUCUCAAGAUGAGUGCUGACUGUGGUCAGGAGGAGCUGAAUGAGUUGGAGAGUUCAAAGUCAAAUUUUGUAGAGAUUGUUUAUGCCUUGCUCAAGGACACAGAGGAAAGAAAGAGGUUUUUCACGGAAGUCUUCCCGAUCCACUACGGACAACAGUAUGAAGCCACCCUUCAAAGAUUAGUUUGGAAAUUCAUUUCCAGAUUGGACAAUCUCUUACCUAUUCCUGAUAUAAAACAGACUGCAGAGUGGCUCAGCAGCUCCCCCUCGGUUAUGGAAGAAUGUGGGAAGCUGGUUUUGGAUCCAGGACAGCUGAAGACACUCCUGAACUUCCAAGAGCAACAAACAGGAACUCUAAACACGAGCUUGCCUCAUGCUCAGAAUAUGUUUUUGCCCUCGUUGUCUCUUCGUCUGAAAACAAACUCGAAGCAGCAACUACCAGUCCAUCCCAAAGGGUCAGCUGCCGAUGAUGAUGAUGAAAACCAAACACAUGACAAUUUAAUUAUGGAGAACCUAAAAGAUAAACAGAGCGAUAGUGUGGUAGCUGCAAACUGCUCAAGUGUCAUCUCUGCACCUUUAAAACUGCAUCGCUGCUCCAUGUGUCACUUUACUGACACCAAAGUGUCUGCACUUCUCAGUCAUAUCAGACAGGAGCAUCUCAGUCCAUUUCAGGACACUUUUGAAGACCACUUAUUUCAAAACACCAGCAUGGAGCUUGAUUGUGAGUUGUCCAGCGAGCUCUUAUCAAAUGUAGCAGGCUCAAACAGCCACGGUCCUCCUUAUCAAUGUGACAAAUGUGACAAAAGGUACCUCUCCAAAUCGUCCCUCAUUGUCCACUAUCGGAUCCACACGGGCGAGGCUCCAUACCUAUGCUCCCACUGCGGCCAAGGGUUCAGGUCCUCGGCCUACCUCGACUUGCACACACGCGUCCACACUGGAGAGCGGCGCUACAAGUGUCACAUCUGUGGCAAGACCUCCAACCAGCACCUGACAAGGCACAUGCGAAUGCACAGAGGAGAGAAGAACUACUUGUGCACUGAGUGCGGGAAGGCAUUCCUCUCCAACGGGGAGCUGAAGCUUCAUAUGCGGUACCACACCGGGGAGAGGCCGUACACGUGCAAACACUGCGGGAAAGGCUUCAUCGCCAAAUGCCUUCUGACAGUUCACACUCGUCGGCACACUGGAGAGAGUCCCUACAGGUGUCCAAUGUGUCCGAAAUCCUUUCCCACUCUGAGAGCGCAGAAAAAGCACCUCAAGAUCCACUCCAACAAGAAGUCCUUACAGUGUUUGGAAUGUGGUCGAAUCUUCAGGCUGGAAGACACUUUUAAACUGCAUGUUAAAACACAUGAACUAAUAUAGACUCAUUUAUAUAGGACUGUGGCUUUUAAAAGCCCAACUUGGACUUUCGCCAAAUAUUUAAAAUUUUAAAAAUUCACAGCCUUGUUUAGCUCUGGUAAGAUUAGCUCUAUGAACAUAUUACGACUUCAAAGGAAAAAAAAACGGCUCAAGUUUGCAGUGCAAUUACUUUAUUAAAACUGUAAAGCUAGCAUUCCAAAAAAAACAACAUAAAUGACAUAAACUGUUUAUGCCCUGAUGUUUUUAUGAUUACUCUGAAAAUAAUAAACAAUAAUGUUUUAA
Girardinichthys multiradiatus is the source of this 3949-nucleotide messenger RNA. RefSeq lists its product as uncharacterized. The coding region runs from base 134 to 3670 and encodes 1178 amino acids. Gene Ontology annotation, biological process: telomere capping; regulation of telomere maintenance via telomere lengthening. Gene Ontology annotation, molecular function: telomeric repeat DNA binding. The transcript is spliced from 14 exons. Gene Ontology annotation, cellular component: shelterin complex. The record is from RefSeq and is a predicted model, not a curated record. NCBI's taxonomy places the organism in Eukaryota, Metazoa, Chordata, Actinopteri, Cyprinodontiformes, Goodeidae.